GAUAAGUCAGGGGAUAAGCCAGGGGAUCAUCGUUGGCAGCGCUGCCAGCGAAGGAUCGGAGGCAAUUGGUGCAGUCACCAGCGGGAGUCCACAGCACAAGUUGCUGGGCGUUGGGGAUAAUUCGAGCGGCGCUGGCGCCGUCAAACUGCGCAAGCACAGCGAACGAACGACGCCGGACGCCAAAACGCACGCCUCCUAUCGCAUCUCCAUGGCCAAUUUGGAGGAUACACAAGAGUCCGAACUAGAUCUGAUUCUCGGCGAGCUGAGCUUGCUCGAGGCCCAGAUCAGCUACGGUGAGGCGAGCUUUCUGCCCGGCGUGGCAGCUGCCGCCGGUGUCGGUGCCAAUGUUGGUCCUAAUAUUGGCGGAGGUUUGGCUACGCCACCGCCACCGCCGCCACCUGGCCUGGCCUCCAUAUCGGCCGCCUCGUCGCGCACACAUUCACGCACAAACAGCAGCAUAUCCGGCGAUGUAAGCACCACAUCCUCCUCGUCGGGCAUCUCAGAGAAUGGCAAUGGCCCGAGCAGCAUUGGCCUCAGUGCUGCUGCAGGCAACGGCAACGGCGUCGGCAGCGGUGGAGGCGGAGGCGGAGGCGGAGGAAUUGGAGUCAUGGGCAUCACCGCUGGACACAUGACCAUGGGCAUCACGCUGGGCGUUGUGACGCCACGUGAGCCGCGCACCGAAUCGCCGGACAAUGAUUCGGCAUUUAGUGACACCGUUUCGCUGCUCUCCAGCGAGUCGUCCGCCUCGUCCAACACCUCGCUGCAGCAGCAACAGCAGCAGCAACAGCUGCAACAACAGCUGCAGCAGCAACAACAGCAGCAACAGCAACUGCAGCAGCAACAGCAGCUGCUGCAACAGCAGAAAGUACAUUUACAGCAACAGGUGCAGCAACAUCAUCAGCAGCCGCUGCAGUCCUCAACAAAGGCAGCCAAAAUACAACUGGCGCUGCACAAGCUCGAGAGCGCCUCGGUAAGGCGUCUCUUUGUCAAGGCCUUCACAUCCGAUGGUGCGUCCAAGUCGCUGCUCGUGGAUGAACGCAUGGGCUGCGGCCAUGUGACGCGCCUGCUGGCCGACAAGAAUCAUGUGCAGAUGCAGCCCACGUGGGCGCUGGUCGAGCACUUGGGUGAUCUGCAAAUGGAGCGUCUGUUUGAGGAUCAUGAGCUGCUGGUGGACAAUCUGAUGACAUGGAAUUCGGAUGCCGGCAAUCGUGUGCUGUUCCAGCAGCGUCCGGAUAAGGUGGCGCUAUUUGCCAAACCCGAGCUCUAUUUGCCGGGGCCACAGAUGGCGCCCGGCUCGCAGCAUGAUGAUCAGACGCGUCACAUGCUGCUGGAGGAGUUCUUUGAGACGCACGCCCAGCUGCAGCUGGACGGGCCGCUCUAUAUGAAGGCCGAUCCGAAGAAGGCCUGGAAGCGUCAUCAUUUCGUGCUGCGCUCCUCCGGCCUCUACUAUUUCCCCAAGGAGAAGACGAAGAACACACGCGAUCUCGCCUGCCUGACGCUCUUCAGCGGCCACAAUGUCUAUACGGGCAUGGGCUGGCGCAAGAAAUACAAAUCUCCGACAGAUUAUACAUUUGGCUUCAAGUCCGCGGCGGACUCGUCGCUGGGCAAAUCCUGUCGCUCGCUGAAAAUGCUCUGUGCCGAGGAUGGCGGCACCUUGGAUCGCUGGCUGACCGCCAUACGCAUCUGUAAAUAUGGCAAACAGCUGUGGCACAAUCACAAGCUGCUCAUGGAGGAGCUGUGCUCGGGCGCUGGCACGGGCGGCAGCGGCAGCUUUGCAGCCUCGAUGCGCAGCGAAUCGAUUAGCAGCAUCUCGUCGGCGGUGCCAUCGCAAUGCGGCAGCGUCUCCUCGGCCAUAAGCAGCAUGUCGAACUCGAGCAGCGGCCGGAUCUCGCGCGCCUCCAGCUCCAGUUCGAGUGGCUGCCUGUCGGAUGAGAAUAAUGCCUUCGAUUCGGAGUUCACCACCGGCACCAUCAAGCGUAAACCCUCCAUGAAGCCCAAUCUGCCGCUGACCACAAUGACGCGUCAGCUCAAGGAAGUGGGCGAAAUAAUCACCGGCCCCGUGGCGGUGGCAACAGCAGUCGCCACAUCGGUCGCCGAAUCGGCUGCCUCGCCGGAGCGCAGCGGCACACUGACGCGACGGCACAGUCGCCGCAAAUCGCAGGAGAGCAACGGCAGCAGCGGCGGCACGCUCAAGCGUCGACCGGUCGUGGCGGUCAGUGCGGCGGUCAAGCGUGAGGUGAUUUGCUCGGCGACAAACGAUGGCGGCUCCUCGUCGUCCAGCAAUUCAACGCCGACGCCCACACCCAGCAUUUGUGCUAAGCCGCCGCCCGGUCUCAGCGAUGCGGAGCUCAUGUGCUCGUCCACAUUGUCGCUGGACUCGCUGCCACCGCCGCCGCCGCCACCCGCUUUGCAUGCCGACGAGCAGGAUGUGUACGGAUCACAGCUAUCGCUGGCCUCACUGCCGCCGCCGCCGCCGCCCGAGGAGGUGCUGGCCUAUGUGGAGCCCACAUCGCCACUGACGCCAACGCCCAUGUCCAUGGGCAUGGGCAUGCCCAUAGGCAUGGGCUUGGGCAUGGGCAUGGGAAUGGGCAUGGGAAUGGGCAUGGGCAUAGUCAUGCCCAAUAGCAAUGGCACACUGCCGCCCGCGGUGCCCGCAAAGCCGAUGAAGCCCGCUGUGAAGCAAACGCUAAAAGCGGCGCCACCCUACAAAGCGCCGCCCGACUAUGUGGGACCCGCCGGCCUGGGCGGCGUCGCUGCAGGCGCUGCAGUCGUCCAGUUGCCGCCGCUGCCGGCGCCCGUGCAAAAGAAGGUCUCGUUUGCGGACUCGCCGGUGCUGCUGCGCCGCAAGAUGUGCUCACCGGAGCCGCAGUUGCCGAUGCGUGCGCCCAGCACAACGCUCAGCACAGGCUCCAACGGUAGCAUUGGCGCCGGCACCGGCGUCAGCGUCGGUGGGAUUCCCGGCUAUCAGCCGCAGCCUAUCUACUCGCCCGGGCCGCUGUUGCCGCCACGCACCGAUCUGUCGCGGCUGUCCGGCUGCAGCCAGAACGGCAGCGAUGUGGUGACAUCGCCGAAGCGUCUGCAGGAAUCGGCAUCGAAUCCGCCGCGCGAUUUCCUCAAGGAUCUGCAGCGUGUGAUGCGCAAAAAGUGGCAGGUGGCACAGAAAUGCAAACUGGAGCCGGCAACAACGCCGCACGAGGUGCUCGGCUUUCGCGAUUUCAACAACGAGGAUCUGCUUGCCGCCCACAAUCUCAACUCGGGCGCCAAUUCCUCGCACUACUAUCGCGAGACGGCCAAUGUCAGUCACUGGGUGCAGGAGCACUACGAAUAUGCGCACAACGAGUAUGCGCUCUACGAGAAUGUCCAUGCCCAGAGCAAUGGGGCGGGAGGCACCAGCACCAGCACCAGCAACACCACCAACAGCAAUAGCAACAGCAACAGCAGCAACAACAAUGCCACAACCACAGUGGAUGCAGCUGGUCCGCCGCCAGUGCCGCCGCCAGCGGCUGUGGCAGAUGCAACAGCGGCGCUGCGCAAAAAGCGUCCACCGCCGCCGCCGCCCAAACGAAGCGAUUCCACGCAUCUGACGCAUCGUGUCUAGAUACAGCGAGAUCCUCGCUCCAGCAGAGUUGUCGCCAGUGCAGUGCCACGGUCUCGCUCUCUCUCUCUCUCUCUCUCAUUCAUUUCGGAUCUCCUGGCUUCAACGAUCCUGCAACAACAACAACAAUUUCUACGUGUCUAAACUUAAGUGCAAAAACAAAUUCCUAACUAAGAGCGAAAAAAAAGCGAAACACAACCCUAAAUACUAGUACAUAAGUCUGGGGGCGUCAACACGCCCACUUCUCAAGUAUUAUAUAUUCAGUUCAGCUUCUUUAGCCUAUUUUUGAUGUGUGCGGCCAAAGUUUUUCUCUCUAAACUUGCAUAAUACUGACUGUACGAUUGCACGUACAGCGCUGUGCAUUUGAAUAGGUGCACUGCUUAAAUAUGUGUUCAAACUUUAAAAGAAAGUUUCGGUUUUUAUGAGCAGAAGGUAACAUUUUUGGUUUGUUAUCAAUUUAGUUAAGAAUAUAUGGGCCCAAUGCUUAUCCUUAGUUAAUGAGCUUUACUUUUAUAA
Messenger RNA from Drosophila montana, 4111 nucleotides. It is a transcript of the gene pico, whose product is annotated as pico. The coding region runs from base 209 to 3598 and encodes 1129 amino acids. Lineage: Eukaryota; Metazoa; Arthropoda; Insecta; Diptera; Drosophilidae. Gene Ontology annotation, biological process: signal transduction. The transcript is spliced from 3 exons. The record is from RefSeq and is a predicted model, not a curated record.